Molecule: messenger RNA, 2408 nt
Organism: Aspergillus heteromorphus CBS 117.55
Lineage: Eukaryota; Fungi; Ascomycota; Eurotiomycetes; Eurotiales; Aspergillaceae
Exons: 4
Coding region: 419-2050 (543 amino acids)
Source: RefSeq, a predicted model, not a curated record
CAUAACUGGCAGCACUACACACGGGUGGUGCCCGGGAUGAUGUUCAUCAACGGGAAGAAUCGAACCCUGUACGCAGGGAGUUGGACGAUGGUGAAUAUGCAUGAGAUAGCCUGCAUUUCGGGCAUUGCCGCGGCCUAUCGCCUGGGAGCGGAGUACCAGCCGUUCGAUGAUUUUGCCGAGGAUUGCUUUGCCAAAUACCUGCUGGUGAGCCACGGGACGAGGUAUAAGCGAGCUGGAGGGACUGGAGCGUGAGGCAGAGCAGAGCAGAGCACCACGGAGUUGGUUGUUGUGGACGCGUGGGUCAGUUGCCUGUCAGUGGUGGGUCUGGCGCGCGGGCCUCACGUCAAGUCUAGCCCCGCGCCCCCGCGUCUCCAUCCAUCCUCCUCCUCAUCCUCCCUCCCUCACCCAGUGGCCCAUCAUGACGGCCAGUCGGCUACCCUUGGAGCUUAUUUCACUGAUUGCCUGGCAUGCUUGGCACGCUGGUGAUCGUCUAUCCGCUUCGACGUCCGUUUGUCGAAAAUGGCAGAUCGCUUUCGAGCCCUUCCUCUACUCAGAACUGUUUGUCUGCAGCGACCAGAUCGAGUUCGCCCUGCACGACACAUUCUUCCCAAACAAUCAGUGGCGAUUGAAUGAAGAACAUGAGCACCUCAUUCUCGCCAAUAAGUUAACUUUCCCCAGGGUCUUCGACGCCGAGAAGACAGGCCACACCCCACUCUCCCUCGCCCAGUUUCAGGCCUUGACUUCUGGCGCGGGUGUCAGGAGACGGGCCUGGUUACGCAGCCUGCGCUUUUGUAUCAUGAUUCCACACUAUAUUGAAGACUGGAAGGCCGUCAAAGAAGACGGUUACACUUACAACAAUGAAGCGCGACGUCAAAACGAUAAAGCAUUCUGCAAAGGCGCUAUUGACCUGUUUGAUUACCUCAGUUCCUGGAGUGCAAACAUUCGUCUCAAGCUCGACUUGAAACUGUUGAGCUACGAGACGUGUGAGGAGCCAGAUACAUUCUGGGUCUGUGAUGCUGAUGAGUUUCACUGGGACUUUCUCGAUGGCCGCGACGAGUCUGUGCGACCGUAUCGAGCUCGGUUCCCGAAUGAUGAUGCAUCUAUUCUGGCGAAUGCUCCGUGUAUCGACCGCCUCUGGUGUUGUAAUGAUCUGGAUGAGGAAGGUAAGCUUGAUUUGAAGCAUCAAGUCUGGGGUGGGACCGUGUUGCAGAUGGUUGAGCAUUGCCCGACCAUCACGGAGGUGCAUUUGGAUCUAAAUGAGCCCGUUAGGCCAGAUCAUGAAGAGUAUAUGCGGCAACGGCGUCAAGCUGUGGCAGAAGCCAUUCCUAAUAUACCGCGUACCUUGAAAUUCUUCGACUACGCGAACCAAUUGGAGAACAAUUGGAUCGUGCCUAUGCCCGGCAUCAAUGUGUUGACCUCGGAAACAGACACGUUCUCCAACAACCUGCGCGAUCUGACAUUCGGUCUUCAGAAACUUAUGAUAGAGCAGACGUCACUAUCCCUUGACUGGCUAUUUCCUCUGGACAAGGACGCCCAACCAGCUGCCGGCACAUCUCAUUACCAUUGGCCUAACCUCGAAAUUCUCGAUCUAGACUCUCUCCCCGAGUUUCUCCCAACGGGCGAGUACCUCUUCCGCUACUCCCGCCAGAAAGAGGCCGAAGUAGCGAGAAUAGAUGACUGGGAAGACGCCAUCUGCGACCGUGAAAUUUGGCCGUGGCCCGAUCGGGAGUUAGUCAAAGACGAGCUCUUCCAGCGCCUCUUCAUCUCCUUGGGCUAUGCCGUCCAACGAAUGCCGCGACUUAUUAGCGCAAGCCACAACUUCAAAGCCCACGGGAGAGAAGAAUGGGAAGAACCCAGGGAAAACAGUUUUUUGUAUCACCAGAGAGACUCUACGGGACCUUUUGUCGCUGAGUGGGUUUCCGAGGGGGGGUAUCAGCCGGAUGAGCGGGUCGCGGCUGCUUGGGGAUUCCGCAUGAAGGAUAUAGAAAACCCGAGCCCGCCGCCCAUGGGAGGUGUUACGUCUGUGGUGAAGUUUUCUUCCAAUCUCUGAAGCCCAUUUGGGCCUACUCGCAGUGUAGGCCCGCGGGUUAACUGGGCGGAUGCCGUUGACCAGGUGAAGACCGCCUUCACCCACUACGUGUAUCUAGAAACCACUGGGCAAUGUACCUACCUACAUGUUGAGUAUACGAAACUUCUCCUACAUUCUCUAUUUCUGAAAGUCUUGACAGAGACACCCAGCUUUACAUUCAUCUCAAAGGUUUUUCUUCUACUCUCGUUCUAUCUGAGGUUGCACUCGAGGAACCCUUUUAUUUCUGUACCCCGGUUCUUGGAUCUUGUUAGUAAAAGACUUGACCUUUGGUAUAGUGGGCAUGUGUCAUGAAUCAAAACUUUCAAGGAUAGGGUAUUUU